GCGGAUACAAACCAUGGAGAACGGCCUGUGACCCGCUUAUAAUGCGUAGCGAACCUUUUGUUCUUCCUGCACUCUAUAGGUCUUACCACCUGCACUUUCUUCAACAGCGUUCCCUUAUUUAUUCAAAACCGUAUCUGAACCCGAUACAUGUUGCAACAGCUGGUCUGCUCGGUAAAAGAACAUCUACAACAGUUCCCGUUACCGAACCUGAACCCGUCUCAUUCAGUUGUUUCCCUUUUGACCCGGCCUGACCUCACGCGAAACAAAAGCCAAGGUCAAGGGUUGUAUGCAUGCCUGCCGAUUACUGGCCGCACAGUCAGCUGUGCCGCGCGUGAGACGAUCUGUGCAGAAAGGAUCUGGUGCUGAUAGAGAUUUGCUACACGAGUGCAAGACUGUCAACUUUCUUUGGACAAAGCAAAGGCGAAGAUUGCGCGAUGGCGUAUGGCUGCCCAACUCUGAAACUUUUUAGCGGGCGUGCCAUUCCUGCUGUCGGCCUGGGGACGUACGCUCCAAGAGAGAAUGAAGAAGAUGUAAUUCAAGCAGUCAAGACUGCAGUGAGAUGUGGCUACCGUCACAUUGAUUGUGCAGCCAUUUAUAGGAAUGAACGUGCUGUAGGUCAUGCUCUCAAGGAACUAUUUGUUGAAGGCAUAAUACAGAGAGAAGACAUUUUUGUCACUAGCAAGCUGUGGAAUACCUGUCAUCAGCCAGACCUUGUACAGCCAAGCUUGAAGAAGACCUUGGAAGACCUGGGUUUGAAGUAUCUGGACCUUUACUUGAUGCACUGGCCUUUGGGAUACAAGGAAGGUGGAGAUUUCUUGCCUGUUGAUGAAAAUGGGAAAGUUCUCUUUUCAGAUGUUGACUACCUUGAAACAUGGGGUGCAAUGGAAGAUUGUGUAGACCUUGGUUUGGUGAAACACAUAGGCUGCUCCAACUUUAACAGCAAACAACUGCAGCGACUGCUCGAUGAAGGUCGAAUUCAACCAGCUGUUAAUCAGUUUGAGGUCAACUGCUACCUCACAAACAGGAAACUAAUUGAGUAUUGCAAGUCUAAAAACAUACUUCCAGUUGCAUAUGGUCCCCUUGGCACACCUGGCAAAAAUGGCAGUGUAAAUCUCCUAAAAGAUUCUGUUUUAGUUCAGAUUGGCCAAAAAUACAACAAAUCAUCAGCUCAGGUUGCCCUGAGAUUUCUUAUUCAACAAGAUAUUGCAGUGAUUCCCAAAAGCGUCACACCUGCUCGGAUUGAAGAAAACUUUCAGGUGUAUGAUUUUAAACUCACAGAAGAAGAAAUGGCCCAACUGUUCAGUCUAAACAGAAAUUUUCGAAACUACAGAGAGGAAAUUGCUUUGGAUCACAAAUAUUAUCCAUUCUAUGAAGACUUCUGACGAAUGGUGCACCAGGUCAAUCACUUAGAUAGUAUGUUAUAAAAACAACACGUUUUACAUUUAUAUUUUAAAAGUAUUGUGUUGUCUUUAUCCAGUUUGAGAGUGAGAACGAAAUAUUUCCCUGUUAUAAAGUGACAGCAGUGAGCUUGGACUUUUGUAAAUUUAAUUGGGGAAGGGUUAGGGGUCAAAUUACAGUGUUCUAUAUAAACUACCCAUUCUGCUUUUGGCCUCAAUUUAAUUUCUUUAUUUCAUUUAUUUAUUGCUGUUGUUUUUAGACUUUUUUUGCUGAAUUUCCUUUGACAAAGAACAUAAAGCACAUAUAACUGUUUCAGUUGUUGGAGUAGCGCAAAUAUCCCUAGCAUCAUCUGUUUGUUUACAUGCAUUGCGUUUGAACUCAUCUGUGUUUUGCAUGAUUCAGUGAAGUGAAGAAGAAUACAUAAUAACCUGCAUUUAAGAGCCACUUUAAAAAAGAAAAAGGCUCAUGGCACAAACAGCUGUAAAAUGGUGCUUUUGUAUGAAAAGCACUGAUACUUGUUUAUACAAUAGUUAAAAAAGGGGACCUGGUUGUGUUACUUAUGAAAUUUCGGAUUUUUGUUGCUGCUGUUUUCAGAUUUUUGGUAACACUGAUGAUCAAUCCAGUAUUGCUGAUAAUGUAUAAUGUUGGAUUUAAUAUUUGAUCUGUUAAAACAUGGUUUUAAAAAAUUACAAGAGCAUAAUUCUUCCUAUUUGAAACGGUACACAUAAUCAUUAUUUGUGCACUAAAAUUAAACUAGGAGAAAAUUUACUUUUAUCUUUUUGUUGUGUUUUACUUACAAAUUAUCCCAAAUAUGGUAAGUGUCUUUGCAAGUGUGCAUACAAACCUGCACACAUGUGUGCACAAUUCCAUAACCAAUGUUUAAAUGUACACAAGUGUAUAUAAAUACCAUUUUAUUCUGUAUUGUUAGAAUGUGAAGAGGUUUCCAAAGAGUUCACAAGAUUUUGCACUUAAUAUUAAAGAAAUAACACCCUAAAACAAGAGAAAAAUCCCAGAUCAUUACUAUGGUGUUUUCUUUAAUAUCAUUCAGCAUGAGGAUUCAUCUUGGCUCAACUAUGAAAUGGGAAAAAUUAAGAUGAACAUGCUAUGUUAACCUGAUUUGCAAAAGCUGAUCAUAUUCAGCAUAUAAAGAAAGAAAAUGAACAUUAUCUAGUCAUCCUGUACCAUGAGGCAGGUGAAAGUAAAUAGCAUCCAAAUCCGAAGAAUGCUGACUUUGCUGAUAAAAAGCAUGGUCUUCGACUCCUCAAAGGCUUUUUUUUUUUUGUUUGUUUUUUAGCAUUUACCUUGAUAUCUUGUAAUGAGAUAAAGGUGAACCAUGUAAAGGAAAUUGAACAGGAAACUUUUUGGAUACUCAUACUAUAUACUACUUUCUGAAGUCUGGAGUUGUUAGGCUAGGCUGUGUAUAUGCAUAGUGAAUGAUUGCUGUCAGUGGUUUACAUGUACAGGAGUGUAGAGUUGGCAGUUUAUUUCCGGAAUUAAUAAAAUGAGACAAUGCAUGCAUUUCUCAGGUAGAAUAUUGAGCUUUACUGAAUAUUUUUUUUACUAUUGCCUUAGCUUUAUUUAAAUGCAUGAGCGGGUUCUGCCAGAUAUAUUAAUGGGUGUGAUGCAUGUUGAUUGGUUCCCAUAAAAGCCUUGCUUAAACUUUUGUUUGUGCAUUCUUUUUGAGAGCUACCUAUGAGCAAGCAUGUUAUUGCUGUUUUGGGUGUUCUUUUAUUAUAAAUCAUUCCUUACCUUUUGUCUUUUCAUUUUUGCAGAGAUAAAGUGUGUCAGCAUAGUUCUUUGAAUUAUUUCCCUGUAUGUUACUUUUGUUCAGUGUUGUGCAAUGGCACACUGUACAUUACUCAUAAAAAGGCCCAGCAGGCAGCUUAGAAGCCACACCUCUGUGCAUGAGAUGAAGGUUUUGUAUAGCCAUUGAAUCAUUUGUGUGAUACUAUUAAUUAGUAAUCCUUGAUUCAUAACAAAUGUAACUUGUAGUGAUCAACAUGGUGGAGUGAUGCCCAGUGAUGCCCACUGUACAUGUGGUGCAAGGAUUGUGCAUAGAUGUUCCUCAGAUAAACUUCAACCCAAGAGGAUGUUAUCCUUUUGCUUCAGCGAUACAUAUUUUUAAAGCAUUUAACGAUUAUUUCAGGUCUGUCUCAAAUUCUGUAAUAGAAAAAUGUCUAAAAUAGUGACUUUUAUUUUCACAACAGUGUGCAAGAAGCCCUUUAAAAAAUUAAUUUUUCAAAAUGCUAUAAACUCUUCUGUUCAAACUAGCCUAAUUCUUUUGAAGAUAUGGACUGGGAAUACAAUCAGUCUCCUUGAAUAGCGUUCGCAUGACAACUUUAUAAAAUUUCCAAUUCUAGUGUGGUAGUUCAGAAGAGUUUUAUGUUUUCUGGCUUAUAAAACAAUGGGUGGGGGCCAUUUUAAGCAAGACAAAGAUGACCAUGUAAUGACCACAUUAUUAAACAUGAUAGGUCGUAAAAUAAUACAAACCUUUCGUUCAGUAUAGUAGAAAUGUUGCAUAACAUUACUUUGUGUACAAUAUCUUAACAGUCUGCUGUUGCAGUCACAUUUUUCAUUUUAAUAGCUUUAAUCGUAAGCUGAGCUCAGCAGCUGAACUCAAAAUUGGGCAUUUUCUUUUUAUCUAAAAAAGGUUUGUACAGGUCAUUUAUUAUUAUGAAAGUGUGCUUGUUUAACUAAACAGAUUUAUUCAUUUUUGUUGCUGCUUGGAGGGGAAAUGAAGGCUUGAAGAGGAGAUGCCUACGCCGCAACAGCUGAGCAAGUUUUGCGAAUGUACACAUAUGAACUAGAACUAUAACAUCAAGCUUUUAGAAUCAUAAUGCAACCACUAUAAGUUGUGCUCAUCAUUAUAUCUGCCACAUUUGCAUGUAUUUUUUAACAGCCUGCUUAGAUAUUAUUCAUUUUGUUAAUAUUUGUACUUAAGCCAAUGUUUUAUUUCAAUGGGUAUUGUCUUAGCAGCAUUAUUUGUACAUAAAAUAUACAGCCUGUUGUUUCCAAUAAAUUGCUACUAAAACUGA
Pomacea canaliculata is the source of this 4433-nucleotide messenger RNA. RefSeq names its product 1,5-anhydro-D-fructose reductase-like. The record is from RefSeq and is a predicted model, not a curated record. The transcript has 11 exons. Lineage: Eukaryota; Metazoa; Mollusca; Gastropoda; Architaenioglossa; Ampullariidae. Gene Ontology annotation, cellular component: cytosol. Gene Ontology annotation, molecular function: aldose reductase (NADPH) activity. Bases 435 to 1382 code for a protein of 315 amino acids.